AUGGCUGGUCAAAUGCCCAUGAUGCCGCAGCAGAUGCGGCCACGCAUGCCGCAACAGACUAUGCUCAAUACGCUGAUGAGCAUCAUCAUGACGCAGCAGCAGAACAUGCCACCUCCGUCAGGUUGGCAGGCAGCUCUACCACCUCAGCAUCGCGUCAACAAUGCUGGUAAUCUACUAACCAAUACCUUUCUCGCCAAUCCACAGAGCGAUUCUACUCAGACGAUGAGCGCGAUCAUCAAUUUUGAGAGGGAUUGCUACAUGCACUCGCCAAGCAAGGUGCCAUAUGACCAGAAGGUCCAGAAUAGAUUACAGGAGCUCUUUCUGAAACGCCAGUCCAACGAAUUAACUCUUCAGAACACCUUGAAUCAACAGCAAGCCGCGCAAAUGCAAGGCCGCGCACAGAAUCCGCAAGCACCUAUGAUGAAUCAGCCGGGCAUGAUGCCGCAACAAAUGCGAAUAGGCCAAACUCCACAGCAAGGCUUUCAGCAUCUACAACAACAGAUGCAGGCGUCUCCUAUUCCUGGCCAACCACAGCAGUCCGGGAUGGGCAUGCCUAAUCAAGGCGUACUCCCCAUGGGCACAAAACCGCAACAGCCAACGCAGAUGGGCCCAGGUCAAAUGCGUCGAGGCUUGACUGUAAACAACAUCCCUCCCCAGGAAAGGCAGCGACUGCAGCAAGCGGCCAUAACCAGAUUCAACAGCCUGAGCGAGCCGGAGAAAGCCCACUAUCGGAAUUUGGCGAUGCAAAAACUCAAUCCACAGCAAAUUCACAUGCUAAACUCCAAGGGACAAGAUGUGGCACUUCAUUUCAUUCAACAGUCCUUACAACAGCAACAGCAACAACAACAACAACAACAACAGCAGCAGCAACAGCAACAACAGCAGCAGCAGCAGCAACAACAACAACAACAGCAGCAGCAGCAGCGGCAAGCGCAGCAACAGCAACAGCAGCAACAGCGCUCUGCCAACGCUCACGGGGCCAAUCCGGGCGGGCAGCAAGCUGGGUCGGCAGCAAUCAAUGGAGAUCUGGGACCUUUCUCCAAUGUUGAACUCAUGAACCAGCAAAAGGCCGGCAUGAUGGCUCAAGAAGCAGGUCAAAUGGUCGUACCCGCGAGUGCUGCUGGUCGCAAUGCCACUCCACAACCGGUAGGAGGCGCCUCUGCCCCUGGCCAACCCGGUGUCCAACAGGGAGCAGCUCAAGCUGGUCGCCCGCAACAACCACCGCUGAACAUGCAACAAAACCAGCAAAUGCAAAUGGACCAGGCAGCAGCAAAAACUCAGGCCUCGAUUCGGGCUCAAGCCCAGGCAAAGCAGAUGCAAGGUCAACCUGGGGGUCUAGGCGGACCAGGCGCAAUGACACAGAGCCCUGCCAUGAACACUCUUAAUGCUCCAGUCCAGCGGCCGCCCGUGGCAAUGGGGCAGCAAAUGGGCCAGGGAAAUCCUAACCUCGGACCAGGCGUGGACAUGCGGCUCAACCAAGGGAACCCACGGCCGCAGCCUGGACAAAUCCCCAACAGGAAUAAUCUAAUGGCGAUGAUGAUGCGCAACCUGGGUCCUGAUCAGCAACAAACCCUUCGCAUGUUGCCCCCUGAGAAACAAAAUGAGGUCCUCGGCAAGUGGCUCAUGGCGAACAACCGACAACAGAUGGCCAGCCAGCCUCAGGCCCCGGCUCAGCUUGGCCAGUUUGGUCAGGGUAAUCCCAUGGCACAAUUUACUCCCGGCGGCAACAUGACACCGCAGCCUGGUGGCAAUAUGCCUGGAGGCAACUCGCAAAAUCCUACACUGGUACAACAGCAGCUGAACAGAAUGCGUUCUACUGCACCGGGCCAGCCUGGUUUGCCUCUAGAUUCUAGCACUGCUGCAGCAUUUAUGGACUCUUUGGACGUCCCUCCAGCUGUCACAGGACAGAUACCGCACCUGCCUCCCGCGAUCAAGAAAUGGGGUCAGCUUAAGCAGUGGAUGAUACAAAACAACGCCAAUCCUAGCGCUCAGAACAAGAUUCUUUCGCUACAGCAAAUGCAAUUCCAAAGGCUGCUCAGCGCUCAGAGAGCUCAACCCCCUGGGGGCGCUCAACUACCUCCUGGCGCCCAGCCUCCAGGCCCUCAAGGACAAGUGGUUGGCCAGAUGCAACCAAACAAUGCAAAUGCCGCUCUGCAAAUGGCUCUACAGAAUGUUACAAUCACGUCACAGGAGAUUCAGAAUGCACGCUUAGCCAGCGAAAAGUUUAAAGGUUGGAAAGAGGAGGAGGUUAGGAGUUAUCUUGUCCAGCUUAAGCAGCAUCAGCUCAGGAACAGAUACAUGCCUCCGCGACCGCAACCAGCGCCAAACCAGCCAGGACAGCCAGGACAACCGACGCAGAUGGCCCAAGUGCCACCAACCCAGAUCACUCCGGCUGUGCCACCACCGCCGCAAAGGCCUCCGAGCACUACUGCAGAGCCGUCCAUGGCCGCCGCACCUACCAAGCCUCAGAAACCGGUUGGAGGGAAUCGAUCAACGCCCCAACAAAAUUCUUCAGCAAUUCCGCAAAGACCAGCAAAGCGAGGCAGUGAUGAUGUGGAGGCGACGGGAUCAACUCCCGCGCCAGCUCAACGGCCACCUUCACAGCCAGGGCAAAUAGGCCCCCCGAGAUUGACACCGGCUCAACUUGCAACAAUGUCGCAGGAGCAGAGGCUCAAGUACGAGCAAUUUCUGAAAACGCGCCAGGCCCAGCCACCACAAAACCAGGACAUCGAACGUCUGAGAACUAUUUCGAACGAGGCAGGGCGCCAGUGCAGGGAAGAGGCCCUUCCAGAUGUACCCAUGAGCCCACAGCAGCACAUGGAGAUGGCCCGGGAUGCUCAGCAUAUGCUUGGCGAGAUACGCAAGGUCGCUAAGCUAUUGACGAAAUGGUACAGCCUCACCCACGAUGACACCCGUGCGAAACAAUAUUUUGUCACUCGCAUUCGCCUGCAUCAACAAUUCAAAGACGGCGAAGCGGCGACGCAGCCAAAAGAUGCUUUCACCAUUCAGCGUGCUUAUGUCGAGGAAGCCAAGUUGCUCUUGGCUUCCAUGGGCAAGGAUCUUCACAAUGCCGCACAGGCAGGACAGAGAAACACGCAAGGCGCCACGGAAUCGAACCACCCACAAGGUCCGCCAGCACCGGUUGCAACGCCCGUCGUGCAGCCCACGCCGCUAAGCGCGACAAACUUGGAGAAGCACAACAAGCAUGUCAGGUCCAACAGCAAAUCAGGAGGUCCGCCUGCUGCACCCACGUCAAAGGAGCCGCCUUUUCAAAUCCCAUCUGCUCCUUCGCCACACGGCGUGCCGACAUAUAGCAAUGCCAACGGGUCUCAUAUGGAUCUGACGCUGCCUAACAAGCGGCGGAAGCAUGGCCACAGUACAGGUGCGACCGGUAGCCCUCAGCUAGGCAAGCAUGCCUCUCCGGAAGCGAAGAAAGACAAGCCGGUGGAGCCGCAAUACCCUUGCCCGGAGCCGGACUGUGAAGCAAGCCGAUUCCCGUUUUUGACAGAAGAAGCUCGUCGCGCGCAUAUCCAGGAAGAGCACGUUAGGCCCCGUGAGGAUCCACCAAAAUAUCUUUUUGAGGCUUUUGCCGAAUCGCUCGGGCUCGACGCCAAUGCUCAAUCCAAGCACGACCCUACUUUUGUAACGACCGCACUCCCGACGAAUGCUACGCAACGACCUGGCCAGACCCCAGCCGGCGCAUCGACAAAAAUUCAAGAGAUUGCGGCCGGAUCAGCCGAUGCUACCAAGGACAUGACUAGCAGGGCCUUGGCCGCGAAGCCAACUGGCAUGAAUGCUCCAGCGGUCCAAGGCGAAGACAAUACCGCCACACAAACAGGUGCAACGGCAGGACUGUUGCAGUUUGGCACCAUUGAUCCGCAAAACUUGUCACAGUAUCUAGGAGGAUUAGAAAGUGGCGGCGGCGGCGCCAUCUCGAAUAUGGCCGUUUAUCGAGCUUUGUCGCCACUGGACACCCCGGAAUCAAGCAAAGACAGUGCAUCCUCGGAGCCCAACAGCGACGUCUCUGAAGGCAUUACACUGAAUGUAACACUCGACAUGGGCUUCGACACAUGGCAGCCAUUUGAUGGUGAUGGGUUCACUCUCGGAUCUGGCGCAGAACCGGAUCUGUCCGAAUCGAUGGCAUGGGAUGAUGUCCACGUUGAUUUCGACAAGCCCUUCUCGCUAGACACCAGCAUGUACUCAUAUGACCCAACCUCAAUGACGGCUUGA
Messenger RNA from Pestalotiopsis fici W106-1, 4230 nucleotides. RefSeq lists its product as uncharacterized. The transcript has 5 exons. The record is from RefSeq and is a predicted model, not a curated record. NCBI's taxonomy places the organism in Eukaryota, Fungi, Ascomycota, Sordariomycetes, Amphisphaeriales, Sporocadaceae. Bases 1 to 4230 code for a protein of 1409 amino acids.